Molecule: messenger RNA, 2295 nt
Organism: Odobenus rosmarus divergens (Pacific walrus)
Lineage: Eukaryota; Metazoa; Chordata; Mammalia; Carnivora; Odobenidae
Gene: DCP1A
Product: DCP1 decapping enzyme homolog A (S. cerevisiae)
Exons: 10
Coding region: 49-1851 (600 amino acids)
Biological process (GO): positive regulation of catalytic activity; deadenylation-independent decapping of nuclear-transcribed mRNA; deadenylation-dependent decapping of nuclear-transcribed mRNA
Cellular component (GO): P-body
Molecular function (GO): enzyme activator activity; mRNA binding
Source: RefSeq, a predicted model, not a curated record
AGAGGCGGAAGUUGAAUGUGCUGACGCAGCUGGGGGAACUUUGCCUCUAUGGCACCUUCCUGUCCGCGACUCCGCCCCCGCCGGAGGGGCUCGGCUCGGGAAUUCAAGAUGGAGUCGCUGAGUAGAGCUGGGCAGGAGAUGAGCUUAGCGGCCCUGAAGCAGCACGACCCCUACAUCACCAGCAUCGCAGACCUCACGGGCCAGGUCGCUCUGUACACCUUCUGCCCCAAGGCCAACCAGUGGGAGAAGACUGAUAUAGAAGGGACCUUAUUUGUAUAUCGAAGGUCAGCCUCACCUUACCAUGGUUUUACCAUUGUGAAUCGACUGAAUAUGCACAAUCUGGUUGAACCAGUGAAUAAAGAUUUGGAAUUUCAGCUCCACGAACCAUUUCUUCUAUAUAGAAAUGCAAGCUUGUCAAUAUACAGCAUCUGGUUUUACGACAAGAAUGACUGUCACCGCAUAGCCAAACUCAUGGCCGAUGUUGUAGAAGAGGAGACACGGCGGUCCCAGCAAGCGGCUCGGGACAAGCAGAGUCCCAGCCAGGCCAACGGCUGCAGUGACCACAGGCCCAUUGACAUCCUGGAGAUGCUAAGCAGAGCCAAGGAUGAAUAUGAGAGGAAUCAGAUGGGCGACUCCAAUAUCUCCAGCCCUGGGUUACAGCCAAGUACUCAGCUCUCCAAUCUGGGAAGCACCGAGACUCUAGAAGAGAUGCCAUCGGGGUCACAAGAUAAGUCUACUCCAUCUGGACACAAACAUCUGACAGUGGAAGAAUUAUUUGGAACCUCUUUGCCAAAAGAACAGCCAGCUGUUGUGGGUCUGGAUUCAGAAGAAGUGGAGAAGCUGCCAGGAGAUGCCUCCCAGAAAGAGUCCAGCUCAUUCCUACCAUUUUCCUUCGAGCAGUCAGGCGGAGCCCCUCAGUCGGAAAACCUGGGUGUCCAUCCUGCUGCCCACCACUCAGUCCCACCUGAAGUCCCCACCCCGGUGCUGAUCACUCCUGCCUCCAUCACACAGUCCGGUGACAAACAGGCCCCAGGCUAUGCCAUCCCACUGCGCCCUGUGCUCAGUCCCACUCUACCAGCAGAAGCUCCUACGGCACAGGUUCCCCCCAGCUUACCCCGAAACACCACCAUGAUGCAGGCGGUGAAGACCACGCCGAGACAGAGGUCUCCACUCCUGAGCCAGCCAGUCCCUGAGCUGAGCCACGCCAAUCUGACUGCCACCCAGAGCCCCUUCAGGGCCCCCCUGAGCGUGACAAACACAGCUGGUACAUCCCUCCCAAGCGUGGAUCUUCUCCAGAAACUCAGGUUGACCCCACAGCAUGACCAAAUACAGACGCAGUCGCUUGGGAAAGGGCCCGUGGCACCCAGCUUUUCCCCAGCAGCCGGCCAGCUGGCCACACCCGAGAGCUUCAUAGAGCCUCCCUCUAAGACCGCAGCAGCUCGAGCCUCAGCAUCCCUGAGCAACAUGGUGCUUGCUCCCCUUCAGUCUAUGCAGCAAAACCAGGAUCCUGAAGUCUUUGCCCAGCCUAAGGUGUUAUCCAGUGCCAUCCCGGUCGCAGGCCCCACACUGGUUACUGCAACAACCAUGGCAGUGUCUUCAGUCCUGUUGUCCCCAAGUGUUUUCCAGCAGACAGUUACAAGGUCCGCAGACCUCGAGAGGAAAGCAAGCGCCCCUUCUCCGCUGACUGUUGGAACGUCAGAAAAUCAGAGAAAGCCUUCCAUUAUUCUCAGCAAGUCUCAGCUCCAGGAUACAUUAAUACAUCUAAUAAAGAAUGAUUCCAGCUUCCUCAGUACACUUCACGAAGUCUACUUGCAGGUUCUGACCAAGAACAAAGACAACCACAACUUAUGACUGGAGCAGAAUAAAUCCGAAGGCAGAAUGUCGACCUCAGAAACAAAUAGGCCUCAUCAUGGAAACUUCUAAACAGAACAUUGAGUUUUGAGAAUCCUGAAAUUGAGCCUAUGAGAAAGAGACUCAUUCCUUAAGAAUGUUUUCCAAGUGACGUUCUCAGUGAUAAUGGAGGUUUCACUGUGAAGCAUCACCAGCAGACCUUUGUUUUGACAAGAAAAAAAAAAAAAAACCAUUGUGUUAAGUUGUGUGGGUGUUUUCAUCAGCUCUAAGAAAGGAUGUGAAAUAAGGAGUCUGGUUUUCAGCUUGCUUUCACCCUCAAGGUCUUAGGGAGGAGGGGUCACCAGCCUUGCAGCAGAGUUCAGUCCAGCCCGCACCCCUUCCCCUGCUCCUCCCUCCUAGAAAUUUGAGCCUUAGGCUGAUAGUCAAGUUCUGAACAGAGCAGAA